AAUGUUGAAGUUAUUAGUAUUUGUGUGCUUCGCGUCCCAAGUCUUCGCAAACAGCGAUGACCGGUUCAUCAAGAAAUACGCCAUGAUGAAGAUUUACGAAAGCUGUUUCGGACCCGAAGUAGUGAAACAAAUCCGCAAAGAAAUGAAGGAGGCGUAUGCAAAGUGCUCUGCACCGCCAUCUGUCGAAGAACCGCCGAACCCACAGAUACCGUCUAUAUUGCUAGGAAAACUCCCGCCCGGCUUCUCGAUGGACCCGAGCACGCAAACCAUCAUUAAGCCGCUAGAUGGCGCUAUUCACAACAACCAAGAAAAUGAACACAACCAAGACCAGCCAAUGCCACCUCAGAAACCACCCAUGGGACCAGGAGGAGUGCCAUUUAAUUUCAGGCCACAUGCGAACCCCUUCGCGCAGCCAGCCGUCCCCCCCUUCAUGAUGAAUGGGAACCCCCAAUUCCGGCCGUAUUCGCCCGCAGCCCCCUUCUACCAGGUGCCUUACAACCCUGGCCUGUUCUACCCCCAGGGGUUGUACAACCCCUACGCGCAACCGCAGUACCAGCAAGGGUUCUACCAGCAGCAGCCUUACUUUGGGUCUAAUAGGGUGGCGCGUGAUAUGGACCUCCGUGAGCGCCUCGACGUCAUCUCCCGCGGGCCAGCCGGCACACGCGUGAAGAACAUCACGUGUGUGAUGCAGGAGCUCGGCUACGUGGACCACAGCCUCGAGCCCAACUACGAACAGAUCACGCAGCGGAUCAGCGACCUGCCGGUGUCUUCCGAACUCAAGGGCGACAUCCAGGACGGGCUGCAGUUCUGCAGGAAGUUCUCUCAAUGCGUGCCAGACGUGAAGCGUGAUAUGGCGCCCUUGUCACAGGAGCUGAUCAAACCGAUGUUCUUCUUCCGAUGCUAUAAGCACAAGAAGCUGGAGGCGUGCAUCAUGAAGGACAUCCGUGAAAGAUUCACCACUGAGGAGGAGCUGGACACUGACACCGAUUUUAGCUUCCACAGGUCCCUCUCGCGGUCCGCCCGGUCACUCCGCGACGAUCCCCUCAGCGACCCUCGGUUCGAGGCCCUGGACGAGAUGGCGGUCUACCUCUACGACUACCUGAGCGGAGGGAACGGACUGGACUUCGACCUGUAUAUGUAGAUUAAGGAAGAGGGGUUCCCUUGCCAAUGCUUUUGAACUAGCUGGCCCAGCGAAUUUGUACGUUGUUCAUCAGAAAUUUUAGGAUUCACAGAGCAUGGAAUCGCCGCGCGCCGCCCGCUAGCGUCGAUUCUUUCAAAUCGAUCCAGUAGUUUUGGAGUUUAUUCAAAUCAAAAUACAAACAAAUAAUUAGUUUCCACGUUAUGAUAUUAGUUUGUUUUCUCUUUAUAAUAAUAGUUUGAUUAGUUUUUGGUAAGUCAAGAGCUAAGACAUUAGUAUGACUUGCAUGAUUCACAAAGAAGCUUAAUGUGGUGCAUCUAUGAUUGGGUAAGCAAUCUUGAUGGCAUAUAAAGCGUAACAGUUGCACUGCAAUAGUAGCUCUUAUAUUGUAGAGAAUAAAGACAACUUCAAAGUCAAGAUGUUACGUCUAAUGUGCUAUUUAUGAAGCUCUACUUAUUGAAAUAUGUUGUAACUUUAUUUAUUAGAAUUUCAAAGAAGGAUUUAUCAAAAAUGUUUUAAAAAUUUACUGAAUGGGCGCUAUGAAGACUGGGAACCUCUGCUUGAGACUGACUUUAAUUUUCAUUUUAAUUUUGUAUAGGUAGUUUGAUAAUGAGUUUGAUAGAGAUGUUUUUUACGAUCUUUUUGUUCGUAAACGAAACGUUUCGAAAAUUACUUGUAUAAACAUUGCAUUUAUUUUUAAUUUUAUUGUGUCACAAAGUGACUUCAAGCUCAAUUAUCAAAUAAAAUUCAACCAAUCACAGGCUUGAAUUAGUAGAUUUUUUUAUAUUUACUAAAACUUGCUUUCGUACUUUUCAGCCAGUAGAAAAAGGUCAAUAUUUUCCAUGUUUAGAAUAUAGUUUCUUAUUUCCACCAGAUUUUUAGUAACUAAUGUGUCUUUCAAUACGACAAGCUUGCCAUUUGUUGCAUUUAUUCCUAUUUUUCGGGGUAUAGCGGUUAGAAAUUUCAGGGAAACUUGCUGCAUUGAAUCAUGAAUAUGUUUU
This is a messenger RNA of Ostrinia furnacalis (Asian corn borer), 2139 nucleotides long. RefSeq lists its product as uncharacterized. Lineage: Eukaryota; Metazoa; Arthropoda; Insecta; Lepidoptera; Crambidae. The record is from RefSeq and is a predicted model, not a curated record. The coding region runs from base 2 to 1141 and encodes 379 amino acids. The transcript is spliced from 7 exons.